Molecule: messenger RNA, 495 nt
Organism: Penaeus chinensis
Lineage: Eukaryota; Metazoa; Arthropoda; Malacostraca; Decapoda; Penaeidae
Exons: 4
Coding region: 1-495 (164 amino acids)
Source: RefSeq, a predicted model, not a curated record
AUGGGCACACCCUUCUGGGCAACGACCUACAGUAAUAAAGAACCCAAUAACCAAGGGAAUGAAGACUGCCUGCACAUAUCUGCCGAAAGAAGUUAUUACAUGAGUGACCAAAGUGGUUUCCACGCAAAUUCACCUUUACGUGAGGAAAACAGGGUAUCCGUUGCCCGGAAUGCGACAGCACCCACAUCCUGCCCCAGGCCAUACCUGGAGCUCGCUGGCCUCUGCCUGGCGUUCAUCACAUGGGCGGACCAAGUCUGGGCAGAAGCGCGUCAGACGUGUCAUGGGCUGUCAGGAGAGCUGGCAGCCCUCACCGGUAUUGAGCAGCUGAGAGCAGUCUAUCUGUACCUGCACCAGGAAUCAAUUACCUAUGACAGUUUCUGGCUCGGGGGCUCUGACAUCGAGAACUCCUUUUUGGAGGCUUUGGUAGGCCACUACUUUUUUGACGGCCAUUGUGAGAUGUCCCUGAAUCCCCUGUGCAUGAGAAAACAACAAUAA